AUGGACCUCGUACAACCUGAUAUUGUGUUAGAUUUCUGCCAUCAAAAGGAAAAAGGGGAUAUUAAACAACUUUUGUUGAAAGACAGAGACAAUGGAGAAGAUCAGCAUCAUCUGGCGGUUGUGGCCAUAGUCGGUUAUGGAGGAUUAGGAAAAACCCGUCUUGCUCAAUACAUGUUUAUUAAAAGCUCAGAGUUCAAAAAGCGUUUCAAGAUGAGAGCUUGGGUUCACGUCCCUUAUGAUGAUUUUAACAUCGGAUUACUUGUCCAGAGAAUCAUUGAUUGUAAUAAUUUAGUAGCUAAGCCUGAGGUGCAGAUGAUAGGCGAACAAUGCAUAAAACCAACCAAACACCCCGACCACCUGGAUGAAUUGUAUAAGGAGCUUCGAAAAGUAAUAUCGGGAAACCGGUUGCUUCUUGUACUUGAUGACGUCUGGAACAUGGACUCUGAAAUGCGGAAAGAAUUCAAAGGCUUGUUCUCGGACGCCGGUCCCGGGAGUAGAAUAUUAAUAACUACUCGUAGUAAAUUUGUUGCCAACAAUGUUACGAGUAGAACAGAGGACGUCUAUACGUUAAGCAAUCUAUAUGGAUCUUACUCUUGGAAGCUAUUCAAAAACCGUGCUGGAAUCGAAUAUAAACAUAUCAGCUCUGAAAUUGAAGAAAUUGGAAAGGAGAUUAUGGAAAUGUGUGGAGGAAACCCUCUCGCCAUAGCUACAGAAGGUGGCAAACUGCAAUCCAUAAAUUUGGAAACCAAAGACUGGUCUGAUUUCCGCGAUGCAGGGUUUCACAAAGUAAUGAAUGAAGAAGUUCUGCCCUUGCUUAAACUUAGUUACAAUGUUCUACCUCAGCAUUUGAAACAUUGCUUUGCCUACUGUGGUGUGUUCCCUCGACAAUCUGAAAUUGAUGUCAAAACCUUAAUACAUCUUUGGAUGGCACAAGGGUUGAUUUGCCCAUUGCGAGGACAACGAGCGGAGGAUGUGGGUUAUGAGUAUUUUCAGGAUUUAUUUCAGACAUCCUUGUUUGAAGCCGUGGAAGUGGAUCCUGAGAAUGGCUCUGUAACUAAGUGCAAGAUGCCAAAACUUUUGCAAGACCUAGCAGUACAAAUUGCAGGAGGAAUGACGAAAAGGUUAGUGGCAUUUAAUCAAUAUGAGAAGCAUGGUAUUGAUGGAAGAACUCAACAUGUCUCGUCUUACUUUCAUCUAGGUUCGUCAUGGAAGAUUCCAACUUCAUUCCUUCAAGCAAAGAGGAUUCGAACAUUUGUUUUGCCUAGCCAGUUGCAUUGGGAAACUGAGGGGAGACUAAGUCACACGACUUUUGAAACUAUCGUUUCAAAUUGUAAAGGAUUACGCGCAUUGGAUCUGCAUAAUACAGGGAUCCAAAAAGUGCCAAAGUCCAUUGAUAAGCUCAAGUAUCUAAGAUAUCUUGAUCUUUCUCAAAACUCGGCCAUUACGUCAUUACCAAAUUCAAUCACGAAUAUCCCGUAUUUGAUGACACUGAAACUCUCCUCAUGUUAUGGACUCGAAGAACUGCCAAGAGAUAUGAAGAAACUAGUCCACCUCAAACAUCUUGAGAAUGACUGGUGCUAUAGUUUGACUUAUAUGCCUCCUGGCCUUGGUCAGCUAACUCAACUUGAGACAUUGUCAGAAUUUGUAGUGAAAAACGACACUGAGCUAAAGGAAUUAGCUGUACUGAACGAGUUGCGAGGAGAGCUGAAAAUUCAAAAUUUGAGAAAUGACAUGGAUUCAGGGGUUGCAAAAUUGGAGGGAAAAAAGCAUCUUAAGUCGUUAAUAUUAGCUUGGGAAGUCAAUAACGAUUCAGAACAGGGUGCUGAAGGGACACUUCAAGGUCUGAAGCCACACUCAAAUCUUAAAGAAUUGGCUUUAUUCGGCUCUUCCACAUUUCCUGCUUGGCUUAUUUUACUCAGAAAUUUGGUCAAUCAGCUCCCAUCUCUUAAGGUGUUGACGGUGGAAGAGAUGGAUAACUUGGAGUAUAUCUCCCACGAAUCUCGUCAGUUUCUUUCCUCAUCGUCAACAGCAGCAUUCAUGCCAUCCCUGGAAGAACUCAGGCUUAAAGAAUUGCCUAAUCUAGAGGGAUGGUGGCAAGAAGAACAUCCUACAUCAUCACUGCCACCAUUUGGCGGACGUAAGAGAUUGGUCAUUGAAGAUUGCCCCAAGCUUCGUUCCAUGCCACUCUACCCAAAUUUAGAAGAAUGGCUAGUGUUGGAUAACACUAGUUUGGAGACAUUCAUUCAGACAAUGAAUGAUGGAAGCUCCUCUGAGUAUUGUUGGGGUUAA
Messenger RNA from Ziziphus jujuba (common jujube), 2289 nucleotides. Its product is annotated as putative disease resistance protein RGA3. Gene Ontology annotation, molecular function: ADP binding; protein binding. NCBI's taxonomy places the organism in Eukaryota, Viridiplantae, Streptophyta, Magnoliopsida, Rosales, Rhamnaceae. The record is from RefSeq and is a predicted model, not a curated record. The coding region runs from base 1 to 2289 and encodes 762 amino acids. The transcript has 2 exons. Gene Ontology annotation, biological process: defense response to other organism.